Molecule: messenger RNA, 1995 nt
Organism: Westerdykella ornata
Lineage: Eukaryota; Fungi; Ascomycota; Dothideomycetes; Pleosporales; Sporormiaceae
Exons: 1
Coding region: 220-1827 (535 amino acids)
Source: RefSeq, a predicted model, not a curated record
UUCGAAAACGCACAGAACGGUUCGCAAACAAUCCAAGACUCAACAUAUCUUUCGCACUAUAAAGGACCAUCCGCUUGGCAGUAAACAAUGUGGACCAUUUGCAUUGCGUCGACGUUGCGGCCACGAAGGAACUACACUUCCCAGUUGCUGACACAUUGUCCCCUUUCGAUGUUGCGGACGUAGUCCCCCGAAGAGAACUGGCCGAAUUAUACCUACACAAUGCCCCUGAACAACACACUACGCCCCGGAAGCUCCACUGUCAAAAAGGGAUGGAGCGCCGCAUCGACUUCUCCCUCGCAUCUUGUGUCUUGCGACGAAAGAACAACCCGACCCCAGAGAAUCUGGACACACUGCAGCAUCAUGGGCAACCUUGUCUCCACCCCACUUCCAAACUCACGGCCCCUAGCCUGGCCGAUCGAGAGUUUAGAAACAUACAGGGCGAGUCUAGACGCGGAUGAUCUGCUCAAGGUCCUAGUCGAAGACUUCUCAGGUUGCGAGGCGGUGGAACUUGCUGCCAGCGGGCUGGCAGCGUUGAACGACGAAGAGACUGUUUCGAGGACCAUGGAAGGCCCGCAAUCACAGUAUGAUGAAUGGCUCCCUUCAUAUGCUGACCUACUCGAGCAUGGCUAUAUCGAGUUCCCCGCUGGCCCUCGACCCGAGUACUGCAAGACCAGUGACUGGUAUAUCCACCCAGUGCUUGAGAAGUCAAAGUGGGAGAGACUCGCAAUAGGCCAGAAAGCGUUCGAUGUAAUAUACGACAGGAUAAGGCCAGCUCUUGCCCUAGUCACAAGGUUUCUCUCGAUCGACGAGGCGAAUGAUUGGUGGCUCCAUGUACUCAACGGCCAGAUCGUCCAGGAGACGUCCGGAAACAAAAGAGUAUACUUUGCCCCUGGAGAGCACACUCGAGAUCUGGAAGCGGCGCUCACCGACCUCUCUGCCAAGCUCCGUUUUGUGUGGAUGGCUUUGCCUGAAUGUACAGGUACAAUGUUCCAUACCCCGUACGAUGUGCUCGCGACAAUGGACAGGGAAGAAUGGGAGCAAAAGCGCCGUGAGCACCAUGACGAGUAUUCCCCUGUGAUUGGGCUCUCGUCGGUUUACCUCUACCAUCUACUGAGACCGCUGAGCAAGGCGAAAAAUCUGCGCCUUCAGAUUUGUUUGGCCGGCACCAUCGGACAUGAGCUUGCCCAUGCGUUCUAUUCUCAUGUCCAUGGAGCACAGUAUCACGAGGUAUACCAUAACCCGACGGACUUCAUGCCGGAGAUGGGGUACUCCUGGGAACAGCAUGUAUUUGGUUGUAUCCUUUCUCUGCGUAAUAUCGCUGAUCCUGGAAUAGGUCCUGUCCGUGCUAGCAGCGUGGAGAACCUAUAUGCUUCGCCCUCCAUUAGCAAGCCAAUGACCAUGGAGUGGGUUGAAAAGUGGUUUCUUCUCGAGACUUGGCAGGUCGAGAAUGUGACGCUCCCUAGGACUCAACCGGUGGAAACUUAUGAAAAUCCCGGAGAUUACUCUGGUGCUUUCUGGGCGGAGGUGUGGAAUGCGGAGCGGGGAGUCUUCGAGGAACGUCUAUACCUAUACGUAGGUACUCCAGACGCACGCACCGGUAAGUCAAAGCGAAAAGGAGCGAAUCAGAAGGGGACUCCGACGUUGAGUAUCAGGGACUGGUGGCUGGGCAACAAGAACAACCCAGCUCGCCCUGGAAAGAGAGAUCGCCAUAUUCAGCGAGCUCUUGCAGCGGGCUAUCCCAAAGAGAAUAUCCAGAUUGGGCGGCCAGAGUGCUACCGGAACCAGUGUUAUGACACCGUAGAGCACGGAAACUCAGAGUCGGCGUAGGCAUCUCCUCUGGGUUGAAGCCACUCUCCACUCGGGUCGGCAUUGAGGAAAAGAGUUCCCGAUACAGGUGCUCUGGGUUGCUAGUUGCUUCCUCAAGCUCAACGAUUCUUCCAAGGCUGUGCAUGACGACAGCCGCCCCUCAGACGAAAGGAUUCCACCAAACGAUUG